GCGUCAACAUAGUAGUAGUCUUCAGCAUGAAGCUCCUCGCCAUCGGCAAGGACGAUGCCAAGAUGCGCUUGGACCGGUGGCUCAAGGUCCACUUCAAGCGACCGCAGAGCUUCUUCCAGCGCCAUCUCCGAGAGAAGCGCAUUGUGCUCGUUGACGUCCUCGACAACACCAAGCACAAGGCCGAUGCUAGCUACAAGCUCAUGGCCGAUGCCAAGUACCGCAUUGGUAUCCAAGCGCAUCUCUACGCCGAGCUAAUCGCGGACGCAUUGCCCGCGCCAACGCCGACGCCGUCGCUUCCACGUCUGCCCGUUUUGUACGAGGACGAUGCCAUCCUCGCCGUCUUCAAGCCCACGAACCUCGCGACGCAGCUCGGUUCCAAGACCCUCGACUCGGUCGCGACGCGCUACCCGCAGUGCAAACUCGUUCACCGUCUCGACAAAGGUACCUCGGGCGUCUUGCUACUCGCCAAGACGCGGCUCGCGGCCGCCGAGCUUGCAGAGAUGUUUCGCACCGAAGAGGUGCACAAGACGUACCUCGCACACGUCACGUGGCCAAGCACCGGUGGUCUGGCCACAGAAGGGGUCAUCGAUCAUCCGUUGGAGGCCAAGCCGGCGCGCACAACCUACCGGCUCUUAGAGCGCGUCGGGCGCACCGCCUUGCUGGAGCUGCAGCCGUCGACCGGACGCAAGCACCAGCUGCGACGCCACUGCGCCGACAUUCUCGGUGCCCCGAUCGACGGCGACCGUCGCUACGGUGGCGCCGCGAGCACCCGCCUAUGGCUGCACGCCAUGCGCGUUCAGUUUUUGCAUCCGCUCACCAAGCGCCCGAUCACGAUCGAAGCACCCUUGCUCGAUGCGCCAUCCAGCACAACGAAAACUUAAUACUAGUCGUCCUGGUAUAUGGAGAGGGUUAGGGUUCGUACUUGCUAGUAGACGCUCGAUGGAUAAUAAAUUUGAAUUGUCGUUG
Saprolegnia diclina VS20 is the source of this 966-nucleotide messenger RNA. RefSeq lists its product as hypothetical. Gene Ontology annotation, biological process: pseudouridine synthesis. NCBI's taxonomy places the organism in Eukaryota, Oomycota, Saprolegniomycetes, Saprolegniales, Saprolegniaceae. Gene Ontology annotation, molecular function: RNA binding; pseudouridine synthase activity. Bases 27 to 881 code for a protein of 284 amino acids. The record is from RefSeq and is a predicted model, not a curated record. The transcript has 4 exons.